AACGUAGGUUUAUGCAGGGUUUAAAGGCGGCCACUCGCCCAGUCACUCCUCCUUCCUCCCUCCCUCCACCCACCUCCUCCAGAUCGCAGUUUUCCAAUUCAUAUACUCAUUCUUGUUCUUAUAACUAAAUUUGUAUUGUUCUUAUAGCUCCAAUUUUUCCUCAAUUUUGCUGCUCCUUCGAUCGUUGAAGAUUUUUCGUUUGAUGUCCCUUAUCUUUCAUCUCCUGCAACUUUGAUCUUGGAAAUAUGUGGAGAAACUUCGCCAAAAGGGUUGCUUCCAGAAAGGCAAAUCCUUCGUCACAGUUUCAUUUGGGUUCUGCUACUUCUUCUUCAGUGAAAUUUUCUCAAGAAUCGAGCUUUAUCGAGAAAACCAGGCAUUUCGAGGCCCGGAAUUGUGUAAACAAUCGGUUAUUGGUGAUGGGUUUUCGAAAAAUUGGCGAUACAGCUUCCCAAAAGGACAAAUUGGGCAGAUGCAGUUUGCUGAAUCCGAGUUACUUUCAUGGCGUUUCUGGGUUUUAUGGCUAUGCCAGUGCUGCCGAGGCCAUUGCGUCGACCGAUGGGGAUGAGGAGUCGUCGGGGUCCGAAGAAAUUCAGGAAUUGUUGGAGGAUUUGAUCAGAGAGAACAACAAGGUGGAGUCCCAUUUCAAGCAGCCGAAGAAAGUGGUUGCUGGUAUAGGAGUAGGAAAGUACAAUCUCCUCCGGAAGAGGCAAAUAAAGCUGGAGACCGAGGCGUGGGAAGAGGCGGCGAACGAGUACCAAGAGCUUUUAGUGGACAUGUGCGAGCAGAAGCUUGCACCCAAUUUGCCAUACAUUAAGUCAUUGUUUCUUGGUUGGUUUGAGCCUUUACGAAACGCCAUUGCUGAGGACCAAGAGGCCUGCAGGCAACCGAACAAUAGAGUCAGUCAUGCUCCGUAUAUUGAUCACUUACCGGCUGAUAAGAUGGCAGUUAUUACAAUGCACAAGUUGAUGGGGCUGUUGAUGACAAAUAAUGGCGGAGUCGGGAGUGUCAGGGUAGUCCAAGCUGCUUGUGCGAUAGGUGAAGCCAUUGAGAAUGAGGUUAGGAUACACAGGUUUUUGGAGAAGACAAAGAAGAAGAAGAACCCUAGUGACAAGAAGCCCGAAGAUGAAUCUGAUCCUGUGAGCAUUGAACAAGAGCAACUGACGAUCAGCGAGCAAGAGAAACUGACGAAAGAACAAGAGAGACUUAGGAAAAAGGUUAACAAACUGAUAAAAAAGCAGAAAAUGAAGCAAGUGAGGGAGAUUGUGAAGGAACAAGAAGACUUAAAGCCAUGGGGUCAGGAAGCCCAUGUUAAGGUUGGCUGUCGAUUGAUUCAGUUGUUGAUGGACACAGCUUAUAUACAACCUCCAGUUGAUCAAUCAGGAGAUGAUCCACUUGAUAUACGCCCCGCAUUUGUACAUAUCCUUAAGACUAUCACUAAAGACACACAGAAGACUAGUAGGAGAUAUGGUGUUAUAGAAUGCGACCCAUUAGUUCGCAAAGGCAUGGAGAAAUCUGCAAGGCACAUGGUCAUUCCUUAUAUGCCUAUGUUGGUACCCCCUAUCAACUGGACAGGGUAUGACAGAGGAGCAUAUUUAUUCUUACCAUCCUAUGUUAUGCGAACUCAUGGAGCGAAACAACAACGCCAAGUUGUUAAAAGGACUCCUAGGACGCAAUUAGAACCUGUUUUUGAGGCCCUGGAUACUCUUGGAAGCACCAAAUGGAGGGUGAACAAACGGGUACUUGGUGUAAUAGACAGGAUAUGGGCUAGCGGAGGCCGUCUUGCUGACUUGGUUGACCGUGAAGAUGUUCCAUUGCCUGAAGAACCAGACACAGAAGAUGAGACAGAAAUAAAAAAAUGGAAGUGGAAAGUUAAAGCUGCAAAGAAGGAGAAUAGUGAGAGACACUCACAGCGGUGUGACAUAGAACUCAAACUUGCUGUAUCUCGAAAAAUGAAGGAUGAAGAAGGCUUCUACUACCCGCACAACCUUGAUUUCCGUGGUCGUGCUUACCCCAUGCACCCAUAUCUAAACCAUCUUGGUUCUGAUAUGUGCCGAGGCAUCCUGGAGUUUGCAGAGGGACGGCCUCUUGGAAAGUCAGGCUUACGGUGGUUGAAGAUACAUUUGGCAAAUUUAUAUGCUGGUGGCGUGGACAAACUCUCCUUUGAUGAGCGAGUAGCAUUUACUGAGAAUCAUGUGGAUGAAAUUUUUGAUUCGGCAGUCAGACCUCUUGAAGGGAAGCGCUGGUGGUUGGGUGCUGAGGAUCCUUUCCAAUGCUUGGCAGCAUGUAUUAAUCUCUAUGAAGCAUUGAGAAGCCCCUCUCCAGAGACUACCAUUUCAUAUAUGCCUGUCCACCAGGAUGGUUCAUGUAAUGGUUUACAACAUUAUGCUGCUCUUGGAAGGGACAAGCUUGGAGCUGCUGCUGUUAAUCUUGUAGGGGGAGAGAAACCUGCAGAUGUUUACUCAGGAAUUGCUGCCAGGGUACUCGAUAUAAUGCGGAGUGAUGCAGAGAAAGAUCCUGCCACUAAUCCAAAUGCAUUGCAUGCUAGGCUGUUAAUUAAUCAGGUGGAUCGUAAAUUGGUGAAGCAAACAGUUAUGACGUCUGUAUAUGGUGUUACUUAUGUUGGUGCACGUGAUCAAAUUAAGAGGAGAUUAAAAGAGCGUAAUAACAUAGCUGAUGACUCGGCACUUUUUAACGCUGCUUGCUAUGCCGCAAGGACCACCUUGACUGCACUAGGAGAGAUGUUUGAAGCUGCAAGAAGUAUUAUGAGUUGGCUCGGUGAAUGUGCAAAGGUGAUAGCUUCGGAGAAUCACCCUGUUCAGUGGACCACUCCCCUUGGACUUCCGGUUGUACAACCCUACCGACAAUUAGGAAGGCAUCUGAUUAAGACUUCCCUUCAGGUGUUGACUUUACAAAGAGAAACUGACAAGGUCAUGGUUAAACGGCAGAGGACAGCCUUUCCCCCAAAUUUUGUGCACUCCCUUGACGGUUCCCACAUGAUGAUGACUGCUGUUGCCUGCAAGAAAGCAGGCUUAAAUUUUGCAGGAGUACAUGACUCAUAUUGGACGCAUGCAUGUGAUGUUGACGAAAUGAAUGGUAUACUAAGGGAGAAAUUUGUUGAACUCUACAAUGCACCGAUACUGGAGAAUUUGUUGGAGGGCUUUCAAGAGUCUUUCCCCAACAUGACUUUUCCCCCGUUGCCAGAUCGUGGAGACUUCGAUCUCAGAGAUGUUCUUGAAUCUCCCUAUUUCUUCAACUAGUCCGAGCCAGAUGAUUGCCAGGCGGCUGUGCCCUUUUUGGUCGCUUUAGUUCCCCAUAUCAUUCACAAGGUGAUGAAAUUUUAUUUAAUUUCUCUCAUUCAAGGACGUGAGAUGGUCAAGGAGAGCGAAUUCCGAUGAAAAAAAAUGCUUCAUGUUCGGCUGCAGCUAUUAAUCUGCUGUUUGUACUUGUACAUAUGUCAAGAAAGGCUAUCUUCACCAAUUAGCUGGAGAUAUCCCACGGGGCUUGGCCGUCUUCUGCAUCCACUAUUUGAAAGGAUUGGGGAAAUAAGAUGGUCAACAAGCAGCAUUCGAGAAAAUUGAGACAUCCCCAUGGAUGUGAAUCAGAGAAAAACUAGAGCGCCAACAGAGUUGAUUCAAACAAAUAGGCGAACGACGUUAGACGAACAUUGAGGACGUCUUGAUUCUCUGAGUGCAACAGAUUAAGGGUGGGCAUAAAUCGUCAACAUAAAUGUUGUCAGUUCCGUUUGUAAAAUUUUGUUUCGUUACGGUUCAUUUCAAGGGAAAUGUAGAAUAAGUUCAUGUAAUGAUUGUUGAUUCUUGCUCAAUUUUGAUGCAGAAUUCUUAUGAUUUUAAGGUGAAAUUUACACAGGAAA
This is a messenger RNA of Pyrus x bretschneideri (Chinese white pear), 3871 nucleotides long. RefSeq names its product DNA-directed RNA polymerase 1B, mitochondrial. NCBI's taxonomy places the organism in Eukaryota, Viridiplantae, Streptophyta, Magnoliopsida, Rosales, Rosaceae. Gene Ontology annotation, cellular component: mitochondrial DNA-directed RNA polymerase complex. The transcript is spliced from 18 exons. The coding region runs from base 246 to 3257 and encodes 1003 amino acids. The record is from RefSeq and is a predicted model, not a curated record. Gene Ontology annotation, molecular function: DNA-directed RNA polymerase activity; DNA binding. Gene Ontology annotation, biological process: mitochondrial transcription.